GUGUGGAGGGCCUGUGUCAUAUCACCUUCAAUGCACUGUGAAUAUCAAGCUGGCAUUCACCAUUUAUUGCAGCUCAUUUGAGAAUAUUUUUGAAUUUUGAAUUGGAGGAUUUUAAUGCGAAAUGUAAUAUGUGAAAGUUGGCCGCAGUCUGUUCUCAGUGUGUCAUUCUUAUUUGAGGUUUUGUGGAAGUGCACCUGUUGGUUUGUGGAGGCUGAAAUGUGAAAAAAAAAAAAAAAAAAAAAACAAUGGCUGCGCAAUGUGCAAAUUCAACUUUAAAAGCACCGCUUUGAGUCAUGACUGGAGGCAGGAGGGGACAGGUGGUGAUGUUUAGCAACGGGUCACGUUCACCUCUUGCUCACAAUUUGCUCACGACAGCUCUCCUUUUGAUCUGCAGCUGACACCUUUGUUGUGCCCAUAAAUAACAGAUAUUGUAUAACACACUGCAAGGAUAAGCGUUAUGUUAAAUAAAUGUUGCUUUUUUUCCCCUAUUGAAUAUCAGAUCUUAUUCUCUUUGCCAAUAGUAAUGCGGGUAUUGUGCAAAAUGAAAUCCUGUCUCACCCUUUAAUGAUUGAUCAAAAUGUCAACAUGUGUCCAGUUUGCAGUCCAAGUCCAAGGUGUCUAUUUUUUUGUUCAUAACAAUUAGACCCGUACAUGGUGCUUCUGUCCUUUAGCUUUUUCAGAUAUGGUUGACUUUUUAUUUUAAAUCCUGCAUUCUUUUUAACAGCCAUCCAGACUCUGUGGAUUUAAAAGAACUGAACACCCGCUUUGAAGAAAAUAUGAUCUUCACUUCUGAAAAGCUAGAUUUGGCUUUUCGCUUGGUAAUAGGUCUGCUGUGUCUACUGUUGCCUGCAGAAUGUGAAAAAACCAGGCUGGCGGGGGGCACUCGCUGCUCCGGCAGAGUGGAGGUCUACUACAGAGAUAGCUGGGGGACAGUGUGUGACGAUCACUGGAGCGUAUCCAGCGCUGAGGUGGUCUGUCGAGAGCUAGACUGUGGGACGGUCAUGGAGGCCAAAAAAAGUGCCUUCUUUGGGGAAGGAAAGGACGACAUCUGGCUGGAUGAUGUUCAGUGUACUGGUCAAGAGUCCUCCAUCCUCCAGUGCACGCACAGGCCAUUUGGGCAAAAUAACUGCGGCCAUGGCGAAGAUGCCGGUGUCAUCUGUUCAGACCACGUGCGGAUGCUCAAUGGAACCAGUCGUUGUAACGGCAGAGUGGAAGUCUAUCACGAAAACCAGUGGAAAAGAGUGUGCAGCAGCAGCUGGGGCACCGAAGAAGCCGAGGUGGUGUGCCGAGAGAUUGGCUGCGGCACACCUCUCGUUCAGUCUGGAUCACAGGAUUUGGGACAGGCAACACACCUGGCUGCACUUAAAGCAACCUGCCUUGGCAAUGAGACCUCUAUCUCUCAAUGCACACUUCAAGAUUUCAAAGAAAGCUGCACUGAUGCCACCCUCUUUUGUACAAACAGUAAACCAAUUCGACUGGUAAACGGGACCAGUCGGUGCUCUGGUCGAGUGGAAGUCUACCAUGAUGGACAGUGGGGAACAGUUUGCGAUGACAGAUGGGGGAUGCCGGAAGCGGCUGUCUCAUGCCGAGAGAUGAACUGCGGCAAUGCUCUUUCAGUCAAGUACAAGGCCUUCUUUGGCAGAGGUCAAGAUCAAGUUUGGCUGGACGAUAUCGAGUGCACUGGUCAUGAGAAGUCUCUUGCCGACUGUCCGCAUAGAGGUUUUGGAGAACAUGACUGUGAUCACAAUGAGGAUGCCGGGGUUGUAUGCUCAGAAAAUGUCAGACUAAUCAAUGGGACUGACAGCUGCUCUGGUAGAGUGGAGGUCAAACAUGAUGAGCGAUGGGGAAAACUUUGUACAAAUACCUGGACUGAUAGAGAGGCCAAAAUAGUGUGUAAUGAACUUCAGUGUGGUGCUCCAAAAAGAAAUCAAGAAAUCUUCGAUUUUGGUGACAGCGGACUCAAAGGGUUUAUAAGUAGAUGCUCCAGUAAUGUGACCUCCUUUAGCCAGUGUGUAAUUGAAGAACACACAGGGAGAUGUGAAGGUGUUUCGCUUUCAUGUGCAGGUGUCCCACCUUUAAGGCUUGUUAAUGGCACUGACCGUUGCUCUGGGAGAGUGGAGAUUCUGCAUGACGGCCAGUGGGGAACAGUGUGUGAUGAUGAGUGGGACAUCAGAGAUGCACAGGUGGUGUGCAGAGCUGUGGAUUGUGGGACAGCUCAGACAGCCAAGUCUGGCGCCUUCUUUGGUCAAGGCCAAGGAAGCAUUUGGCUGGAUGAUGUCAACUGCUUCGGUAAUGAGACAUCCCUUUUGCGCUGUCGACAUCCCUCUCUUGGAGAAAAUAACUGUGGCCAUGGAGAAGAUGCCGGUGUGAUUUGUUCAGCUAGCCUUAGACUGAUCAAUGGGACUUCCCAGUGCUCAGGCAGGGUUGAGCUCCACAGUAAUGGCCACUGGGCACCAGCAUAUAAUAUUAACUGGGGAAUGAAUGAAGCUACCGUGGUGUGCAGGCAAAUGAGCUGUGGAGAUCCUAUCAAGGCCUCAGGAUCAUUUGGCCAAAGUGGAGAUUUGAGAGGGUUCAAGAUAAUUUGUAGCGGUAGAGAAACCUCACUCACACAGUGCACAGUAACAGAACACAGCAGGACCAGCCAAGACCGUAUUGAGGAAGCGAUUGUCGAAUGUACAGGAACUGCAAAGUUAGCCGAUGGGCCCAAUCGUUGUGCUGGAACGGUGCAGUUCUACGAUAAAGGCCAGUGGGGGAAUGUGUGUGGUGAAUCCUGGGACAUCAAUGAUGCCAUGGUGGCGUGCAGACAGCUGGACUGUGGUAGAGCUCAUACGAUUACCACUACAGAUGUGUACGGACAAAAUACAAGGCUAACGUGGAAUGAUCAAAUCGAAUGCAGUGGGAUGGAGUCUACACUGAAUCAGUGCCCACAAAGACCAUUUAGAGACAGUACUUGCAACGUUUCCUCAGUUGCUGGUGUGGUGUGCACAGGAAGCUUGGAGGUCCGGCUGGUCAAGGGUAGAGAUGAGUGCUCCGGAAGAGUCGAGGUCCGACAUGGCGAUGUGUGGUACACAGUGUGUGAUGCAGACUGGACCCAGAGUAAAGCUGAGGCAGUGUGUCAGCUGCUGGAGUGUGGACACGCUCUGAGUGCUCCUGGCAGGGCCCAGUUCGGGCCGGGCAUUGGGUCAGUAGUGGAGGCUAGCAGCUCAUGCUUUGACAACGUGACUUCUCUUAAGCAGUGCUCGGAGAGGGGAUUCACAACGUCAACGUGUCGACAUGACCGUGAUGCUGGUGUUAUGUGUUCAGCACCAGUUCGGUUGGUGAGUGGCUCAAGUGAAUGUUCUGGGAGAGUGGAGAUCUUCUAUAAAGGCCAGUGGGGAACUGUGUGCGACGACGAAUGGGGAAUGAGCAAUGCCGAUGUGGUGUGCAGGCAACAAGGUUGCGGCCAUGCUGUUGCAGCCCCUACUAGUGCCCAUUUUGGUAGAGGCUCUGGUCCAAUAUGGCUGGAUAAUGUUGAAUGUGGAGGCACAGAGUCUGCUCUCACACAGUGUACCCAUAAUGGCUUUGGAGAAAAUAACUGUGGGCACGGUGAAGACGCAGGCGUGGUCUGUUUAGGUGCUCUACAGAAGCCCCAAAUCACAAUAAGUCCUGGCCCUGAGGUAUUAUGGGGUGAGAAAGUUGAAAUCACUUGCACUGUAAUGGCAGAACACUUGGGAGGGACAUUCGUACUGAAAAAUACCCAAGGGUCAUUUCGCAAGGAGAAAUUUUCUGAGCAUGAAAGUGCAACAUUUACUUUCCCUUCUGUGGAGUUCAACCAAAGGGGCUCAUACUUCUGUGAAUAUCAAAAGAAAAUGCCCAACCAAGUCAUCAAUUAUCCUCAAGGAAAUACUGCUGAUCUCACUGUCACAGUGAAACUGGACAAGCCCACCCUCACCCUGACGUCGCCUCAUUCAAUGGUGCUCUACAGUCCUGAAAAAAUUUCCAUCACUCAUGGCAGCUCCUUCACCAUCACUUGCUCUGUUUAUUCCAAAUACCCUGGAGGGGUCUUCUAUCUGAUAAAUUCUAAGACGAAAGACAAUGAAACAAAGCCUGUAUUUGGACAUGCCGUUUUCUACCUGGCAUACUUUGAAUUUCCUGUAAUUGAUUAUAAACACCAAGGAGAGUAUGCCUGCGUCUACGGUGUGAACAUAUCUUCAAUGUACUUCUGUUCCGACCCCUCAAGGACACUCCAAGUCUCCGUAGUUUCAGCCUCAGCCUCUUCGGUUGUCGGAGGAGUUAUGGGGUUCUUAGUGGUGUUGCUAAUCCUGUUGGUGAUAGGUUUCGUUGUCUGGCGAAAGAGAUUCCGGGGCACUGGUGUCAUGGUUCAGUUCAGCCACAGAUUUGGAGGAACUGUAAAACAAGAUAUAGACGACAGAAGCAAUGGGGCAGUCGACGAAAGAGACCGAACUAAUCAAGUGUAUGACAGUAGACACACUCAGAGCCCAGAGGACAAGAACGCUGAGGCUGACAGCGUCGAGACAGUCCCCGAAGACCUGGCUGGGAAAGUGUGCUACGAGCUUGAACCUCUUGUUCUUUGAUGAUAUCAACAUGGCUCAAAGCUCAGACAUGUGCUUUUACUGAGCUUAUGCAGUAACACAACACCAGGCAGUGUGUCACAGUGUGUCACUGCUGAAUUUGUUUUUUCCUCCUGAAGCCACGCCCACAGUGACGUUAUAACGUACAGACACACACCUGGGCACACCUCCAUGUCACAGACCAGCAUAACAUUCAGCUGUGUUAAGUUGCUCUUCAAAAAGACAUAUUAUGAGGAUAUUAUGAGGGGUAUUAUGGAGUUAAAUUUAAGUUUAGUUUAGUUUUUUUUUUAACAAAUAAUUCCGAAAUCACCAGACUUUACAUUUCCUCAAAUAGAUGCUGUGUUGUUUAUUUUAAGAGAAAUUAAAAUGUUAGCACAAACUAAAAUAAUUUUGUUAUAACACAUGUAUAUGUUGCCAUAUAGCUCCUGUCGCCUGUAACACUUUUUAUCAUACGUAUAUAUAUAUAUAUAUAUAUAUCAUUUGUCAUUAGUAAUUUCUAUUUUUCUGGGAAAUUCAGUGUCAAAUGAUCAUUUGCUUUUGUCUGCGUGUGUAACUGCUGAUCAAUAAAUGUAUUGUUUCUUACAAUUUAA
Mugil cephalus (flathead mullet) is the source of this 5161-nucleotide messenger RNA. Its product is annotated as deleted in malignant brain tumors 1 protein-like. NCBI's taxonomy places the organism in Eukaryota, Metazoa, Chordata, Actinopteri, Mugiliformes, Mugilidae. Gene Ontology annotation, cellular component: membrane. The record is from RefSeq and is a predicted model, not a curated record. Bases 777 to 4574 code for a protein of 1265 amino acids. The transcript has 17 exons.